This is a messenger RNA of Cucurbitaria berberidis CBS 394.84, 1515 nucleotides long. Its product is annotated as MFS general substrate transporter. The transcript is spliced from 2 exons. Gene Ontology annotation, biological process: transmembrane transport. Lineage: Eukaryota; Fungi; Ascomycota; Dothideomycetes; Pleosporales; Cucurbitariaceae. The record is from RefSeq and is a predicted model, not a curated record. The coding region runs from base 1 to 1515 and encodes 504 amino acids. Gene Ontology annotation, molecular function: transmembrane transporter activity.
AUGUCAACCAACGAGAAGGACGUCAUCCCUGUCCACGAUGUACGCACCCCGGAGCAUUCACUGACGGACAGCAACACGCUUGAGCUUCCCAACUCUUGGAAGUACAAGCGCUUGAGCCUCGCCGGCUUCAAGUUGCCAUGGUUCGCCUCGCCACCAGUUCAGCUGGUCAUUGUUGGCUUCGUGUGCUUCCUAUGCCCGGGCAUGUUCAAUGCCCUCAACGGCAUGGGCGGUGGCGGCCAGCUUGACCCAACCGCAAACAAUCGCGCAAACACGGCCUUGUACUCGACCUUUGCUGUGGUUGGAUUCUUCGCUGGAACUUUCACCAAUAAGCUCGGCGUCCGCACUGCUUUGUCCUUUGGUGGAAUCGGCUACUCCGUCUAUGUGGCCUCCUACCUCUGUUACAACCACACGCAGAAUCUAGGCUUCACCACCUUUGCAGGUGCGCUGCUCGGUGUGUGCGCUGGCCUGCUCUGGUGCGCACAGGGAGCCAUCAUGAUGUCUUAUCCUCCUGAGGCGUCCAAGGGGCGCUACAUUUCGUGGUUCUGGAUGAUCUUCAAUUUGGGUGCCGUGAUUGGCAGCUUGAUUCCCCUUGGUCAGAACAUCCACACCACAACAGCCGCAACUGUCACAGAUGGCACCUAUGUCGGCUUUCUCAUCCUCACCCUCAUCGGUGCGGCUCUCGCUUGGACUCUCGUUGAUGCCAAGGACGUUGUCCGCGCGGAUGGAUCCAAAGUUAUCGUCAUGAAGCAUCCUUCGUGGAAGUCAGAGAUUGUUGGCCUGUGGCAGACCUUCUUUACGGAUCCCUAUAUCAUCCUCCUAUUCCCCAUGUUCCUCGCCUCUAACUGGUUUUACAACUACCACUUUACCGAAAUCAAUGCCGCGUAUUUCAACACUCGCACACGAGCGCUCAACGGCGUAGUCUACUACAUCAUGCAAAUCAUUGGCGCUUACAUCUUUGGCUUUGCUCUCGACAUCAAGGGUAUUCGCCGAACGACUCGUGCCAAGGCCGCUUGGGGCGCAUUGUUCGCUACCAUUAUGAUCGUCUGGGGUUGUGGUUACAAGUUCCAAACGACGUACGACCGCGCUUGGGCCUCGGACAAAGCCACAGUGAAGAAAGAUUGGUCGGACGCUGGCUACGCCGGUCCUUUCGUGCUCUACAUGUUCUACGGCUUCUCCGAUGCCGCUUGGCAGACGUGCGUCUACUGGUUCAUGGGCGCCUUGACCAACAACGGCCGCAAACUUGCCAACUUUGCUGGUUUCUACAAGGGCAUCCAGUCCGCCGGUGGUGCCAUCACCUGGCGUCUGGACGACUUGAAGAUUCCGUACAUGCAUAUGUUCGCAUCCAACUGGGGUCUGCUCGCUGGCAGUUUGCUUGUCGCCCUUCCCGUCAUUCUCUGGAAGGUUGAAGAUACCGUCUCUCUGGAGAAGGAUAUUGAGUUCACAGACGAGACCAUCGCAGAGGUCGCCCCGAAGGCCCAUGUCCUCAGUGCGCAUAGCGACGCCGAGAAGGUGUGA